AGAAAAAGAAAAGAUUUGGGCACCAACACAAAAAAUGGACCACCUUCAAUGGAAAAUGAUUGUUCUACUGUAGUAGGCCAAAACUAGUCAAAGGUGCAUAACGUGGGUGGCUGCAGAUACUAGAAGAGAACGAAGACUACCGUGGACAGAGUCCUAGGCAGGUGAGGUCCAGUCGUCCAGGGAGGGAGCAAUGGGUUUCGGCGUGGUGUCCCUGCUCGACGCGGUGUUCCGGCGGAUGUUCACCUCGGCCGGCCUCCGCCAAGGCUCCGCCACCGUGGACGCCGCCGCCGACACCACCAUCCACUACUGGGCCCACCCGUCCCUCCUCCAGCCACCGCCCUCCGACUCCGACUCCUACCAGCGGCCGCCGCCGGUGGUGGUGCUGAUCCACGGCUUCGGACCGGACCCGACGUGGCAGUGGGCGGCGCAGGCGGGACCCUUGUCGCGGCACUUCCACCUGGUGGUGCCGACGCUGCUCUUCUUCGGCGCGUCCACCACGCGCGCGCCCGCGCGGUCCGACGCCUUCCAGGCCGCCGCGCUCGCCGCGCUCCUCUCGGGCCAGCACCUCCCGGGCCUCGGCGGCGGCCGGACCGUGCACGUGGUGGGCACCAGCUACGGCGGCCUCGUGGCGUACCACCUCGCCCGGGAGCUGGAGCAGCAGCAGCAGCGGCAGCAUGGUGGCGGCGGCGGCGGCGUCCGCGUCGGCAAGGUGGCGCUGUGCGACUCGGACGCGUGCAAGGGCGCCGACGACGACCGCGCGCUGGCGGCGAGGAGCGGCGUGGCGGAGGUGGUGGAGCUGCUGGCGCCCGCCGAUACCCGGGCGCUGCGCCGGCUCAUGGCGGUCUGCGCCCACCGCCCGAUCAAGUACGUCCCCGAGUGCCUCCUCCGCGACAUGCUCCGGAAAUACUUCGCGGACAAGAGGGAGGAGAAGAUAGCGCUCAUCAAAGGGAUCACCACCGGAGAAGGCUUCGACCUUGCUCCGCUGCCUCAGGAGGUGCUCAUCGUCUGGGGAGAGUUCGACCAGAUCUUCCCAGUGGACAAAGCACACAAGGUGAAAGAGAAGCUCGGGGAGAAGGCGACGGUGAAGGUGAUCCCCAAGACAGGGCACCUGCCGCAGCAAGAAGACCCCAAGCUCUUCAACCAAAUCCUCCUUGACUUCCUGCUGCACCCUUCUGCUUUUGCAUCCAACGGCAGCGCCGCCGCCAAAUAGCUCGGCUUCUUCUUGGUUAUCCAUUAUAUAUCCUGCCGCGCGUGUUUUCGGCGUUCUUCUUUGUUGUUGAUGAUGAGUAGUCCGGGUCAGUGGAGCUUGUGGAGUGGAGUGGAGAUGUGGCCUUUUAUUUCAUUUCUCUUUUUGGCUUCUCCAAAUGGUUCCAAAUGGAAAAAGUCUACAUCACUCCCUGAACUAUGGGGUGGUGUCUACUUUACCACACGAAUUAUGAAACAGUCUAAUUUACCCCCUGAACUAUCCAAAACCGUUCAAA
This is a messenger RNA of Sorghum bicolor (sorghum), 1481 nucleotides long. RefSeq names its product dihydrolipoyllysine-residue acetyltransferase component of acetoin cleaving system. Lineage: Eukaryota; Viridiplantae; Streptophyta; Magnoliopsida; Poales; Poaceae. The record is from RefSeq and is a predicted model, not a curated record. The transcript is spliced from 4 exons. Bases 191 to 1210 code for a protein of 339 amino acids.